AUGUUCCGCAGUGCCGUUCGCACACUUCUGGCGAUGAAGACGGUCCCUCUGACGCCGAAGGUUCCCUUUCAGCUCCACACAGCGGACCGCACCGACCUUGCGCCCCUCCCCACCAAGGCCACCUACGACCCCGAGGGCCUGAAGAAGAACCUUGAGUUCAUCCUCACCACCCGCCGCAUGGAACUGAUGUGCGACCAGUGCUACAAGCUCAAGAAGAUCCGCGGCUUCUGUCACUUGUACAUCGGCCAGGAGGCGAUCCCAACUGGGAUGGACAACGUCCUGACACGGGACGACUGCGUCGUGACGUCCUACCGCGACCACAGCUGGUACCUCUCCCGCGGUGGCACCCUCGAUGAGAUCUUCUCCGAGCUUUUCGGCCGUAGCACGGGGGGCAGCAAGGGCAAAGGCGGGAGCAUGCACAUGUACAUGGUGAAGAAUAACUUUUACGGAGGGAACGGCAUCGUCGGAGCGCAGGUCCCGCUGGGGGCGGGAUUGGCGUGGCGGUUCGCCAAGGAGAAUCGGGAUGCCCCCAAGAACGUCGCGGUUACCCUCUACGGGGAUGGGGCAGCGAACCAGGGGCAGGUUUAUGAGGCCAUGAAUUUUGCUGCCCUCCAGCGGAUACCGGUCAUUUUUUGCGUUGAAAAUAACAAGUAUGGAAUGGGCACGAGCACCGACAGGGCAAGCUUCAUGAGCGAGUUCUACCGCCGUGGGAACUACUUGCCAGGUCUGAAGGUCGACGGGAUGGAUAUGUUUGCCGUCCAGGAAGGAACUCGGUGGGCAAAGGAAUACUGCCUCUCUGGAAAGGGUCCCAUCGUGAUGGAGCUCGACUGCUACCGGUACGUCGGCCACAGCAUGUCAGACCCCGACAGCGUCUACCGCCCCAAGUCUGAGGUCCAGAGCACCAGAGAUGAACGUGACUGCAUCACGAACCUGAAGGAAUUCAUCAUAAAUGCGGGUAUCAUGAAGAAUGAGGAGAUUACUGAAAUGGAGAAACGAAUUAAGAAGGAGGUGGAUGUGGCUAUGAAGAAAGCCGAGAAGGCCCCCGUACCUGCCAUGAGCGAGCUUUUUAAUGAUAUCUACUCAGACCAAAAGUUCCUUUUCCGCACUUGCCAGGGCGACGUAUAUAAAGUCGCUGGUAGCUAG
Molecule: messenger RNA, 1143 nt
Organism: Phytomonas sp. Hart1
Lineage: Eukaryota; Euglenozoa; Kinetoplastea; Trypanosomatida; Trypanosomatidae
Source: the annotation of a GenBank genome assembly